UUCACGGAAAAGUCGUAACGUCAUUUCUCUGAAUUGUCACAGAAUGAGCAAAUCUCGAGCGAGGGAAUAAGUAAACACAGUGAACUAAACCGACGGUGUUUUGUUCGGAAAAGCUAACUGAAUCAUCUCAUGGCGAAAGGCACGACUCAAACCGUUUAUCUUUUUAACUGUGAUAGCACGUUCAAACUGGAUUCAGUGGAAAUGCUUUUACUCGCAAUGAACGGUAAAUACAAACUCAAUAUUGAAAAGCUUUAUUUUCGUCUGAAUCAAAUAGUAGAAAUUUGUGAAACCACUAUUCCUCGAUUACAAAUGGACAUGGCUGUUUUUGUGGUUCAUGCACAUGAAUCUCGACUGUCGAUCAACGAGGACGACGCCGGAAUCGGUUACGCGAAGAUCUACAGUGCUUUGUUAGACGCCACCGGGAACAAGGUGUUCAUAGUCAUUGGUGGCGAUGACAACUACAAAGAUGAAGAAGAAAAAGCCAAGUUUGUAUUCUCACGUUGGGCGCGUGGAAAAGUAGCUUCACAGUUCGAUGAGGAGUAUCUUGAUGGUAGGAAAAGCUUCAUUUUCUCAUGGAGCGAUAGCCACCGAGCGAUUCACGUGGAGGCACUGUUGCAUUUUCUGGAUACCAAUAAGAGCGGACAGAAGUUUGAAUAUCUACCGAAAUCAGAACCUGUCACUUUGCCUGCAGUGAUAGAUAAUGAGAGAAAGGAAUCAGAACCUGUCACUUCGUCUGCAGUGAUAGAUAAUGAGAGAAAGAGAGAAGAUUCUGUUGAAACGCCUGAUAAUGAUAAUGAAUCCGGAACAGAUGGCCAGAAAGGGACAAGUCAAGAUGAAGAACCUAAUGGGAAAGAAUCGGAUACAGCUACCCGUGACUACCCAGCUGGAAUGGUGCUCUUGGAAACUUGCAUGCGUUAUGGAAAGAUCUCUUACCUGCCUCUGGAUGUUGUGCAGCGGAAGAACGGUUGGCGGCCUUCUACCAAAAACGAAUCAGACCUCAUGCAACGCCAUAAGCAGACACCUGAGGCUACAGUGAGGUUUAGCAGUGAUGGAAAUGCAGCAAUUAACUGCGUCGUUAAGGACGUGGCGCCUUUUUGGCGCAGAUUUCGGAUUUCUCUUUGGUUCCCUCAACUUAGGUUUCCUCAACUUAGGUUUCCUCAACUUAGGUUUCCUCAACUGAGGCCGUUUCUGUAUGGUAUAUUUUUACUCUGUGGUUUCUGGGGGCUAAUUCGUUGUAUCAGAGUAUUGCGGCCACGGUUUUGGCCCCUAUUUUUUGGACUUAAUGUCCAAACACAAAGUAGCAAGUGACUUGAGCAUAAAAGUACAAUGUAUAGAUGCUCCAAGAAAUAUGUAAUUUCUUUGUUACUUGUUAGAAGAAUCUGACUUCUUCUAUGAAAAUAUAUACCAUUCUCAUUCUCA
This is a messenger RNA of Stylophora pistillata, 1419 nucleotides long. RefSeq lists its product as uncharacterized. Lineage: Eukaryota; Metazoa; Cnidaria; Anthozoa; Scleractinia; Pocilloporidae. The record is from RefSeq and is a predicted model, not a curated record.